AUGGAGCGUCGCGGCUAUUUGCUGAACGACUCUACGGGGCGGAAGGAGUACUUCGUUUUGAGGAAGGGGGUUUUGAGAAGUUACCGGAAUGACCAGGGGGAGCUCCUGAAGCAAAUCCACCUUGCACACAGCGGGGAGGUAAAUCUGCUGCACGAUGGGGUACUGGUAUCACAGGAAAAAAGUGUUACAGUUACACAUUUGUUGGGGUUUCUGCAUCACAAAGUUGCUCGACAUGGCAAAGAAAACCUGUGAUGCGCAGACUGUAAGGAAAAACACGUAUGAAAUGAGGGUGGCAAGCAUUUCCUGCAUGACAGAGGUUGACUGUCUUGCUUUUCUCCCAUCAGAGUGUGUAACUGUAACACUUUUUUCUCACGAUAGCUGGAGAUCAAGGCGCAUGCGCCGUACACGUGGGAAUACACCCUGGUAGCGAACACGGAGGAAGAUGCGGAGCACUGGUAGGAAUAUCGGAUAGAUUUGUAAUGCGAAGCCAUGCAUUUAUUCUAUGUUUUGUCAUGCGCGGUUUGCAUAUACAAACACAUGAAAACCUAAAUCAGGUACGACCUCUUCCAGUCCUGUAUCAUCGAGAGCCAGAAAAACAUCCAGAACAUGAUCGAGCUUCUGCGCAACGGGGCGCAAUUAUGAACUGCAAAAGUAUCGUACUAGUAGUAAUUGCAAUACAAAUUAGCUCAGCAUAACAAAUGGAAUUUGUCAUGCUAUUUUGCCUUGGGAUAAAGAUUUGCAAUGCAUGAUUGCGAUUACUACGAGUACGAUACUUUUGCACAGGAUAACAAUUGGUGAAAUACAACUACUCAAAUUACAAGCGAACCCGACGGCUUUUCUGGAUUUCCGAUGCGGGAGAUGAACUACGCUGGGGGAAAACCAAAUCCGUCACCGAAUACAGCAAGGUCGACUUGCGGGACUGCAUAUGAGAGUGCACAAAUCCCCCUUCUACCCCUCAUUGUCAUUUGUAAUGCAAAAUACUAAAUCCACAACCUGCCUCGAGGCACUGUUUGCAUGCCAAAUCUUGGAGCUACUACCUCACGACACUGCAGAAGUACUAAAAUCUACUGCGCGCAGGUACAGGUUUGUAGUCUUGCGGAACUCGCCACAUAUCUGCCGUUGCUUUUGUUGCUGUUAGGGCCCUAGUACAAAAAAGGGGCGGGAGGGGCACGAGUUGUGCGCUUUCAUAUUGUAUCGGAAUAAUCUACGGCCCGGUGACCACCACUUUUCUUCGGUGCAACGCGGGAUCAGCAUCCGCUGGCGGAACUUCCAGUUCCUCCUCCUCGCGCGACGAGUCCUGCAGCUGUUUCUCAUUGCUGUUUAUGGGCAGAACCCUGGACCUCGCCACGUACGGUGGCAUGAUUGACAUCUGGUUUCUGGGUUUGCAGUACUUGAUUUCCCGUUAUGGAACGGGCGGGCAGUCCAUGCCAACUUUGUCGGAUUCGCAGUUUUUGGUGAAGAAAGCCCAGUACAAAAUCGCCGACAAGGCGCACCACGCAUUCGCGCUCACCUACGGCCGGCACUUUUUGCAGACCGUGAACGACAUGGGAGCGAAGUAUCAGAAAUCUGCGGAGGAGUUUUGGCGGACUAAACCGAGUAGCACCGCGGGUUUCCGACCCCUGCCGAGAAGCCCCGACAGGCCGAACAAGCUAGCCGCGCCCAAGCAAUUACCGGGGAUUAAGAGUGCGGACCAACUGUCACGAGGCCCUGGUACUAUGUUACUGUGAAGAUUUCAUUUGCACAUGCACCACUCGAUCCUGUUUUGCUUCUAUGCAUCACAGAGUUGUUUUUCUUCGCUAUGUUGCAAAUCAGCACGAAAGUAGACAAAAACGAAACUUGCCUCAGGCGCCGGCUCCCUUCCGUCUCCGUCUCCCAAUCGCGCAUCUUCAACAGCUGCGUCAGCGGCAGACAGCCAGCGGAAUCUUUCCCAACUGGAACUGGAGGUGAAACGACUGGAGAAUGAAAACGACAGGCUGAAGAAGAUGGACCAAACCUCUGGCACCGAUGGAAACGAUAUCACAUGCAAAAAUGUCUGGGUCUGGAAACCUGUAAUGCUAAAAUGUGACUGGUUGGCGCGCUGCAAUACGCAGCCAAGCAUGACAAAUUUUUGAGCUGCUCUUGUGUUUCGUGUUCCGCAUGGCAAACUACGUUUCUGCAUGACAGACCACAGGCCCUUUUCCUGCUCCUGCAUCACAGAUUUAUGAGUCAUGCCAGACAAGCAUGAGAAACUUGCACUCUUCCAGACCCAGACACUUUUGCAAUUCAUAAACGAACGGGUUAAGUUUCUCUCCGAGCGCUGCAGUGACUUGGAACUAUUAGAGUGAAAAGUGCCCCCCACCCCCAAAGUUGCAAAAAUUUGUGAUGCGAAGUUUCCAAAUGAAACCUUUUUGUCAUGCAUGAAAGGAAUAUGAAUCUUUCUGAUGCAGAUUCUAGUGUUGUUUCGCAUCGCUUGCAUGACAAGCACCGCUCUUGCUGGGAUCUUUUGCAAUACAAAUGUUUGCUAUUCACGAUUGGAAACCUGUGAUGCUGAUACAUGCAAGAGGGCGAAUGUUUCAUUUGGAAAGGUUUGCAAUACAAAUGCUUUCCAGUUCGGGGGUGGGGGCAUUUUUCAUUCUGAUAGGAACAGCAGGUGAUUCAGAUGCAGGACAAGUUAAAACAGCAGGACUACAAUAUCAAGCAGUUCGAGCAAAACGAGCAGAAUCUGAAAACCAAAGCGGAGAAACUCCAAACCGAAUUGUCCGAAUUCGAGCAAAAGGAUAGUAAAUCAAAGAGAACGAACGAGAAGCAGGAGGAGCAGAUGAGUAAGCUGAAAGAUGAAAUCCAGAAGAAAGCGACGCAGAUUGAGACCAUGAAGAAAAAGCUCGACGGGUAUGAGGGCGGGGAGAACAGUUUGGAUAAAAAACUCGACACGUUGAAGAAGCAGAAUUCGCAACUCUCGAAAGAAAUCGAGGAAACGACCGUCACAAAUCGGCAACUAUCCGAAGAGAAUAAGAAGUUGAAGGAGCAAAAUCAGAUUUUCAAGUCCAAGAUCGAGAAGGAAUCCUCUUCCAAACAAGUCGCGACGGUGAAACUGAACCAGAAGCUAAACGACUUGAAGAUUCAGUUCACCGAGUUCAAAUCCGCGGUUUCGGUGGAGUUAAGGCAGUUCCAGGAUAGCUAUUUAGUCACGUUGAUUCGUUCCUGCAAGCAGAUGGGGAACCAGAUUGCGAGCAUGCAAGAUUCCUUCAAGAAUAUCCAGGCGGAAAGAAGGAGGCUGCACAAUUUGGUGUUGGAACUGAAAGGGAAUAUCCGGGUAUAGAGUAUUUCUUUGCGACGUAUAGGAUUUGUCAUGCAAAAACGGAUACGGAUUACCCAGUGCAUUGCUAAUAUUGCAUCAGAAGAGGAUGUUGUCUUGCAGCUUGUGCGUGCUGUCACACGAACACAAUGCCUUUGAUGCAAUACAAAUUUCGUCAAACGGCAAAUAGGUGUUCGCCCGUGUUCGCCCUCUGAACGACAACGAGCAGGAUUCCGAGCCGCGGUCCUAUGCAUUGCAAAUAUUUCUGGGUCUGGAUCUGUGAUGCGAAAUUUGAAGGGCAUACAAGGUCUACAAUGCAUUAGUACGGCUGUUAAAUCAAAUUCAAAUCCAUUUUUUUUGUCGUGCUGAAGCCAGUUUGUAAUGCCAAAUACGAAUGAUGAAUCCGCAAGAAGAUGAAGUAGCUGAGGAAAACAACUUCUCAUGUUGUUAUGCCGUACAAGCGGCCAAUUUGUAAUGCAGGUAUCAGCAACACACACUUGAACUUCCAGACGCAGAAAUGUUUGCUUUUGAUAGCUCCGGCGCCAAAACGACCGAGUUUUCGGAGGAGUCAAAAAUCGCGAUCUACAACGACUUAAGCGCUGCAAAAGUAACGUAAACGUACUAGUAAAAAUAGCAUCACAAAUUCCCUCAGUAUUGGAAAUGAAAUUUGCAAUGCUGUUUUAACCUUAGGAACAAGAUUUGUCAUGCAUGUUUGCAGUUAGUACGAGUGCGAUGCUUUUGCAAUUCAUACGCCUACGACGCCCGGAAACGCUGGUUCGAAUUCGACAAGGUGUUCCGCCCGAAUUCCAUCCAAGAGGAGGUCUUCACGGAAGCAUAGCCUGAGCAAAAACCUUCCCACCCCAGAGUUAAGAUGGAAAAUUUGCUAGACAAAAACAGCCAGUUUUGGUUGUUGCGCAUGACAAGUCUGGCCUCGUAGUGUAGUGAUGUUUUGCUUGUUCAGCAGCAUCACAGAGCUAGCCUAUUAUGCUGAUUGGAGCAUUACAAAUUCCAAAUCGCGACUAGACAACGCUUGUCAUGACGCUCCGCAUGAGAAACAUUUUGAGCAUGCAGAUUUGCAUGACGAAGACGACUAUGGGGUGGGGACGUUUUUGCAUAGGAUAACGCGCAGGCGUUAGCAACCUCGGUUCUGGACGGCUACAACGUGUGCAUCUUCGCUUACGGACAGACCGGGUCGGGGAAGACGUUUACCAUGCGGGUAUGCAUUGCAAAGAAAAGCAUCGUACUAGUAGAAAUCGCAUUACAAAUUCGGUCAGCAUGAAAAGUGGAAUUUGUCAUGCUGUUUUACCUUGGCCUUGGGAUGGAAAUUUGUAAAUGCAUCAUUGCGAUUACUACGAGUGCGAUACUUUUGCACUUCAUAGCGGGGGCCGAGCGAUAAUCCGGGUUUGUACAUCCGAGUCUUGACGGAACUCUUUAAAGUCGUGGGGGAGAAAAAGAUGAGCAACAGAAUCUCACUGAAAAUGUAUCAAAAGGAAAAAUCCCCCCUCCCCAUAUCGAAAAGGAAAUUUAUGAUGCUGGAUUUGCGUACACAAAUCUGAUUUGUCUUGCAGUACAGGAAUGCACGCAGAUCGUGAGCCUAGGCGGGGGCGGCCUUUUGGUGUAGGCGCCUAGCAUGGUAGACGGCUACCCUGUAAGCCUCACAGCAUUACAAAUCACGCGCAUAACGUGGCGGACAGCCUGAGUGUGCCUUCUUGCAAGACAGACCCGAUUUGUGGUCGCAAAUCUGCGUCACAAAUUUUCACAAGGAUGCGCUUUCAAUAUGGGGAGGGGGGAUUUUUCGUUACGAUAAAAUGAUGAUCACGGAGAUCUACAACGAAUCUCUGCGCGACUUGCUGGUCAGCGGAACAAAUGGCGGCGCAGGGGGGAAAAAAGUGGACGUGAAGCUGCAGCAGGAUGGAUGUAAGAAAAUUUAUUUGCACGACAGGUUACUACAUUUCGGUAGUUUUGUUUAAAUUCACUUUUGCAUGAGAAGUUUUUCGAUUGAUUCCGCACUUUGAUUGCAAUUAAUAAACCUUUGAUCACGACACAGCGAUCCAGCUUACCAACGUGGAGGAGUACAGUAUCAAAAAUAUGAACGACGUCACGCGCCUCAUGAACGACGCCGACAAAAACCGGGCGGUUGGAACAACCGACAUGAACGAGUACUCUUCUCGGUCGCACCAGUAUCACAGGAUGAAAAUGUUACAGUUACACCUUGUUGUGUUGCAGAACACGCAAGAGAAACAACCUCUGCCAUGCGCAAAAUGCUUAUGAGCCUCGUUUUUUCAUGUGCGUUUUAUUGCCAUAUGAUCUACUCUGCAUAUACAAGUUUUCUCUGUCAUGCAAGGCAAGUUUGUGAUGCUGAAUUCUCUACAAGUCGCCUGUAGCCGUAUGCACUUUUUUCCUUGGAUAACCGAAUCGUUACCAUCAAAGCCGACAACGAGUCCCUGGAAACCGGGUCGCAGUACUUCGGCAAAAUAUGCUUUGCAAAAGCAUCCUACACCUACUAGUAUUAAUUGCAGUCAUGCAUUUACAAAUCUCUUUCCUAAGCUGAAUCCGCAUGAUAGAAAUUCCAUUUCUCAUCAUGCUGAGCAAAUUUGUAAUCCAAUGACUGCUAACACGGUACGCUUUGCAAUGCAUACAAAAUCCACCUGAUCGAUUUGGCCGGGAGUGAGAACGUUGGGAAAUCCGGCGCCACCGGCCAGACGCUGAAGGAGGCGCUAUGCAUUGCAAAUACGUCUCGGUCUGGAAGGAUACAACUUGUGAUGCUUCAUUUGGAUUCUACAAAAAUCUGUAUUGCAUGAACAGCAAAGCAAUCCAGUUUUUGCCUUGGCGCGAGGGCAUUUCUCAUCCGGUGUAGCCAUCAGGAAGCCCUCACAAAAUCUGUGAUGCUAGGGCAUGCAUCACAGACAUCAGGAGUCAUGCAAAAUGUGCACGACAAACUUUUCAUCCUUCCACACUCGGACAUAUUUGGUUUUGAUAGGCCCAGAACAUCAACAAGUCGCUUUCCGCACUGGGGGACGUGAUUUCUGUAUGCCCUGCAAAAGUAUCGUACUGGUACUCGUAUUGCAACUAUCUUGCAUUACAAAUCUUCUCCUUAAGGUAAAUCCGCAUUACAAAUUUCAUUUCUCAAGCAGCUGAGGAUGAAAUUUGUAUAUGCAUUUAUACGAGUGCGAUACUUUUGCAGUGCAUAUUCUUCGCUGCAAAACAAGUCCGGGCACGUUAUGGCGUUCUCAAAUGUUACAUUCUCAACUGUUACAUGAAUUUGUAAUGCAAGAACAGCAAAAGCCAAAGGGGGACAAUAAAUGAAAAUGCACCUCUAGCAUUACAAAUUCCGCACAGAUUUACAUGCUGUGCAGACCUCCGGGAAUUUGUCAUGCGAAGUCGCUUCACCCUGUGGAUGUUGAUGUUGAUUUUGCAUGACAAAUCGUGUAAACACUUGAGAAUGUAACGUUUGAGAACACCAUACACGUCCCGUACCGGAACAGCAAGCUGACGAUGAUGCUGAAGGACAGCCUGGGGGGCGACGCAAAGAUGUUGAUGAUCGUGCAAUGCAGUCCGGCCCAGACCAACGUAACCGAAACGCUAUCUACCUUGUUAUGGCGUUCUCAAGUGUUACACGCUCAGCUGUUACAUGAUUUGCCAUGCGAAACUACAAUCCAAAUCGACGCGAUCAAGCUGCUUUGCAUGGCAAAUUCUCGAAGAGCCAAAGAGGAUGGGAAUCUGUGCCAAAUCUGUCAUGCAAGACGCGCAAGGUCACCGCUUUCACUUUUUCCAUUCUUGCAUCACAAAUCCGUGUAA
This is a messenger RNA of Amoebophrya sp. A120, 7072 nucleotides long. The record is from the annotation of a GenBank genome assembly. Lineage: Eukaryota; Dinophyceae; Syndiniales; Amoebophryaceae.